AUGGAGUCGCCGAACAAAAACAAGGACUUGCUCAACAUCGAUUCCGGCAACAGCGAUAACUUUUACCGAUACAAGAUGCCCAAGAUGAUCACCAAGAUCGAGGGCCGCGGAAACGGAAUCAAGACCAACAUUGUCAACAUGGUCGACAUCGCCAAGGCUCUGGCGAGGCCGCCGUCGUAUCCGACCAAGUAUUUCGGUACUCAGCUCGGAGCCAUAUCCAAAUUCAUCGAGAAAACCGGAACUUCACAGGUUAAUGGAUCUCAUGAGACUGCUAAACUGGCUGGACUUCUUGAAGUGUUCAUCAAGAAGUAUGUCCAGUGUUACUAUUGCAAGAACCCGGAGACGGAUAUCAUCGUUACCAAGAGUCAGAUGGUCCAGCUGCAAUGUAAGGCUUGUGGAAACAUCUCUUAUGUGGACAUGAGGGAUAAGCUCACUACCUUCAUCCUGAAGAAUCCGCCCAAGGCCGAAAAGGGAUCAUUCCGGAGAGCUGAACAAGAGCGUUUGAAUGAAGGGGAGUCUGCAGAUUUGGAGCAGAAAAAGAUGAAGAAAGACUCAAAGAAGAAGAUGGUUCCCUCCAGUAAUGAUGAUGAUCAUGGUUCAUCAUCUAGAGGCCGUAUGAAUGACGAAGACGACGAUGAUGAUGUUGAGUGGCAAAUAGACACAUCAUCGAAGGCUGCUAAACUUACUAUCAAAGAACAGUUGAAUACAGUAACUGCUGAUAUGGUUAUGCUUACAACUGAUGAGGGAACAGAUCGCAAGUCAAAGGCAGCAGAUAAUAAUAAACCUCGUGGAGGCCGCCAGAAAGCUACUUCACCUGAGAAGAUUCUUCAGGAUGUAAAAGCGAUUUUGAAGAAGGGAGUUGCUUCUGCAGACCAACUGAAGUCGGCGUUAGCAUCCGUAUCCGGUUCCCCUCAGGAAGUAAUGUCUGCUCUAUUCGAGGCCCUUCUUGAUGGUGUGAAGAAGGUUUUCCGAAAAGAGGUUCUGAAGAAAAGGAUUACUUUGCUGUUGCUGUUUCCCAGGAUGAAAAUGGACAGUUGCUACUUCUUCAUGCAAUUGAGGAGUUCUUUUGAAGCUGAACAACUCAGCUGCCGUGAAGGAAGUUGCGUUGGUUCUGAAAGCCUUGUACGAUGA
Messenger RNA from Oldenlandia corymbosa var. corymbosa, 1131 nucleotides. Lineage: Eukaryota; Viridiplantae; Streptophyta; Magnoliopsida; Gentianales; Rubiaceae. The record is from the annotation of a GenBank genome assembly.